Molecule: messenger RNA, 663 nt
Organism: Coniosporium apollinis CBS 100218
Lineage: Eukaryota; Fungi; Ascomycota; Dothideomycetes
Exons: 2
Coding region: 1-663 (220 amino acids)
Source: RefSeq, a predicted model, not a curated record
AUGACUGACCACAGAAGUAGGCCUAACCAUGUCGGCCCAAGAGCCAAUUCUCGCGCCUGGGUCUGGACAAACAACGGAAAUUUCCACCUCUGCCACGAUCGCGACCUCUUCAAAACCUACGACGCCAUCGAGCCACUUCCACUCGUGGGGCUCGUCGGCGGCGGCGAAAUCCUAGCCAAGGGCAUCGGAAGCGUAGAUUUCGAUAUCCAAAAGAGCAACGGCAGUAAAGGCGUUCUUAAACUUACCAACGUCCUCUAUGUCCCAGGGGCACUGGUCAACCUGAUCCCGAUGUCCGCUCUGUAUGCUGAUGGCGUGAGCGGGUUUGCGAUGUCUUCGGGGAAAGCUACGGCGGAGAACGGGCGCGAGGUUGCGUGGUUUCCGCUCGAUACCCUGUGGAGCCUCAAGCUUGCUGAUGGUGAUGACCGACUCUUUCCGUCUCCACUCCGCGAGCAGGAUAGGCCGGUGUUGAUGGUCUCUACGUUUGCCGAAUCCCAACCUGUCAAGAAGCCGAAGAUGAGCAAGUAUCAGUUCGUUAAGGACGGGUGGGGUUCGAGGGCGAACUUCCAGUACUCGUAUGGGCUCAAGAUGAUUCCCGACGAUGACGAUUUCGAGGAGGGUAAUGAGAUUCUGGAGAAAAUGAUGAGGUAUGAGGGAGUAGCUUGA